This is a messenger RNA of Papilio xuthus (Asian swallowtail), 4999 nucleotides long. It is a transcript of the gene Iml1, whose product is annotated as GATOR complex protein Iml1. The record is from RefSeq and is a predicted model, not a curated record. Gene Ontology annotation, molecular function: GTPase activator activity. Bases 385 to 4941 code for a protein of 1518 amino acids. Lineage: Eukaryota; Metazoa; Arthropoda; Insecta; Lepidoptera; Papilionidae. The transcript is spliced from 28 exons. Gene Ontology annotation, biological process: negative regulation of TORC1 signaling; cellular response to amino acid starvation; positive regulation of autophagy. Gene Ontology annotation, cellular component: GATOR1 complex; lysosomal membrane.
AUCAUAUAUGUCACAAUCUGAUCACUGAUCAAUACGCAAAUAAUAUUUUAGAUUUUUAUAUGUAUAUUUCAGCAGUAACGUUUGUUUCUUUGCUAAAAAAAUGUUAAUGAUAAUUUUAGGUUAAGUUUACUCUUUAGUAUUAAAGCCUUAGUGACUUAAUGUGGAAAUUUUGGUUUCUAUUCGAGUUUUCUGCUGCCUAUUUAUUACUUUUUAGUUUUUAAAUAUUUGUAAUCAUAUUAAUUACAUUCUUUCAAUGAGGUCUUCAAAUGAAUGAUAUAAAUAAGCGAAGUGCGAUUAAGUGGAAACGUAAACUCUGCACAAAGACCUUUCUGUCAAAAAGUCCAAGAUGCUUUGGUUCAGCUAGAGAAGACGCAUAAAAUAAACAUGAAAUUCUUCAAGCUUAUUGUCCACCAAUCUAGUUUCAGCCCUGAAGAUUUAAUAAUUAAUCUGAAAGAUUAUCCUGGACUGAAAGAAAAGGAUAUUGUUGAAAUAUAUCAUCCUGAAAAUGACUAUCCCAGGUUGCUCCUACAAGUGCCCAAGGUGGAAGCGCCUAGUCGGGCAGUUAAAGAUACUAUAAGUGUGGAACAAAGCAUAGCAACUACUUUUCAACUGAGGACAUUUGCUGAUGUGUAUGUCAACAUUGUAAAUGUAGCAGAUGUGGCAUUAGAUUCAGUGGAAGUUACCUUUAAAGAUCAGUAUAUGGGCAGAUCAGAAAUGUGGAGAUUAAAAAAUCAUUUGGUGAACACAUGUGUAUAUUUGAAUAAGAAAAUAGAAUAUUGUGGAGGAGCUAUUCGAUGUCAAGUAUAUGAAAUGUGGUCACAAGGUGACCGUGUCGCCUGCGGUGUUAUCACUGAAGACACAAAGAUUGUGUUUAGAUCUUCAACAUCUAUGGUGUACUUGUUCAUACAAAUGUCAUCCGAAAUGUGGGAUUUUGACAUUCAUGGAGAUUUAUACUUUGAAAAGGCGGUCAAUGGUUUUCUCGCUGAUCUUUUUGCAAAAUGGAAGAAAAACGGCAGUAAUCAUGAAGUAACAAUAGUCCUAUUCUCUAGGACAUUCUACAAAGCCAAAUCCUUAGAAGAAUUCCCACAACACAUGAAGGAAUGCUUACAGAAAGACUACAGGGGGAGAUAUUAUGAAGAUUUUUAUAGAGUGGCAGUACAAAAUGAGAGAUAUGACGACUGGUCAAAUGUAUUGCUCCAGUUAAGAAGACUUUUUACAGAUUACCAGAAAAUAGUUCUCCAGUACCAUGAGAGAGCCAACAUGGAGAUACCUACUGCCAUCAAUUCCACUGCAGCUCAAGGGAAUUUCCUUGAAGUGUUGAAUAUGAGUUUGAAUGUAUUUGAGAAACACUAUUUGGACAGAUGCUUUGAUAGGACUGGCCAGCUGAGCGUAGUAAUAACUCCCGGUGUUGGAGUAUUUGAAGUCGACCGGGAACUAACGAAUGUGACAAAACAAAGAAUUAUCGAUAAUGGUGUAGGCAGUGACUUAGUGUGUGUAGGUGAACAACCGCUACAUGCCGUACCAUUGUUAAAGUUUCACAACAAAGAUAGCGGUGUUAACUCAAUAGAUGAUUAUUCAAUGCCUCAUUGGAUUAAUUUAUCAUUUUAUUCGACUAAUAAGAAAGUUGCUUAUUCAAAUUUUAUACCGAGAAUAAAGUUGCCACCGAGAAUGAGUCAAGAGCCUUUAAAAAAGAUGUAUGAAGAUGAAGUGAAAGGGAAAUUGGUUAAAGAGGAUGAAUAUAUGCAUAAUUCUAUAUUUGAUUACGAUGCGUAUGAUGCACAAAUAUUUCAAUUGCCACCAGCACAUAGUACAUGUGUUCAAAGAGUACAUACACGCACAAAGAAGACUUCUGUUGCCGGUCUUGAGAUAAGCCGUAAAAGUCCGCCCACUUCGGUAAUGCAUCAGAGAAAAAUGUCUGACCCAGAUAUACAUCAUAGCCUCGGUGAUAUGUUGACUGGAGGAAAUAAAUACGGCGGACUUGAAUCUACAAGCGAUACGACUGAUUCUCCUAGUUCCAUCAAUCGUUUGUCACCUCGUAGUUCCAUAUCUUCCAACAAACCGGUGAUACGCACCGGCAGAGCUCUGAUCAACCCGUUUGAUCCCUCACAUGUUAAAGUUAAAUUAACAAGUAACAGGAGAAGAUGGACUCAUAUCUUCCCAAAAGGUCCAAAAGGUGUUCUAAUCCAGCAACAUCAUUACCAAGCGCGGCCCGCCGGCGAGCCCGCCUCCAGGAAUGACGACGAUUGUUGCGACAAUAUUACCAAAGAUACUGGUACAUCCAUUAUGAACAACAAUCAUCCUGUAUAUCAAGUCGAUGGUAACAUAAUGAGUAGUCGUAAGCGCAUGAUUAGCGCGUCGGGCGCGCUCGGCGUGUUGGGCACGAGCGUACUGAGUGCGAGCGGGAUGGGCACAGGAGCGAGCGGGAUGGCUAUAACCACCACGCCCUCAACAACCAAUAACGCCUCCCUCGCACUAUUGUGGGGAGCUACGGGCGAGCAAGAGUGGACUCCGGCGCUAACUACAGCGAACCAAGAAAUAGGCGUAGAUUGGAAGUCCCUGACCAUACCGGCGUGUCUUCCCAUCACCACGGAUUACUUCCCGGACAAGAGAUCUCUGCAGAACGACUAUCUCGUGUCAGACUAUAACUUGUUGCCCGAUGACGUCAAUGCAGACUUCGCACAGAACCGCGCCAUCUACAAGAAACCGCUUACAACCAACGAGGUGUUUAAGGAACUUGUCUCACAGAGAUUGGCUCAAGGUUUCCAGUUAAUUGUCGGUGUAAACGAGAACGAUGUGAUAGAAUCACACUGUCCGUCGCCAGCACCGCCGCCGUCGAAGGUGGCUCCACAGUACGGCAAGCCGGCCAACUCCGCGCCCACCAAACGAUACCUGCUCUCUAUUGGUAGAAUAUUCCACAAGCUCACUCUAGUCGGGUCUACAAUUACCGUCACUAGAUACCGACCCAGACAUCCCUAUCCUCCGUUCAAUAUCCACUACCGGUAUCGCUUCCAUGCGCCGUAUCAUGAUACCUACGAGGUGUCCUGGGUAUCGUUUACUACCGAAAAGCUAGAGAACUACAGCUGGAACUACAUGGACCACUACAUCUGCACCCGAGGUGACACAGACUUCGCACUUGAAGAGUCAUUAAAAUACUGGAGAUUCAGGACAUUAUUAUUGCCGCUGACAAAUCCAGCCACCAAACAAAUACUGGAAGAUGAAUCCACACAUUGUGACAUCUACCCAACACCCACGCGUCACGAUUUGGACCAGCUGACAGAUGGAUUUCUUAAAAUGACAGAAUUAUACUUCAAUAAAGUCAAACGACCUAUUAAACAGAGGAUGGCGCUGCCGGCGGGCGGGGCGGAUGCGGCUCCCACACGUCGCCGGCACUCCACUUCCAUCCUGACGCGGAACGCGCAGCAGGGCGGUGUGAGUUCGCCCUUCAGGGAGCGCGUCGGCAGCACCCGACUGCCCGACCGGCCGAGGCUCCGGAUGGAGGCCAUGGCGGCUGCUAAAACUGUACUCGAGCGGACACAAUCACAGACAGGGGAAACUGAAGACACGUAUGAUGAUGGAGUGAUAGAGCCAAAGCUGAAAGCAAACGCCAGUCUAUCUGAGAUAAUAGAGCGUAUGAGACACCCGACACUGGGCGUGGGCUUCCUGCAGCAGACAGUCAGCCUGCCAUCGCAUGCCUUCGUCUCAAUUUACGCUAUACACUGGCUGCAGGCCAACAUGGAUUCUAUGACAUAUGAAAAAGCAACCACAAUUAUGGAGAGAAUGUUACAAGAGAAGAUGAUUUGUCAUGCUUCCGGUGACACGACAAAACGAUUCGUAGUCGGUUACUAUAUGUACCAUAUUCUACCGCAGAGGAAAGAGAAAGAGCUAAGUGACUACGUGAAGCCGCUGGGCGACCUGCAGAGCUUCGAGAACGAAUGGAUGGAAGUGGAGGUGUUGGGUCCGCGGUCUCCACUGCGCGACAUCGCAGGGGCGGGGCAAGGCGCUCGUGACGUCACCGGUCUCCCCGCCUUCCUCGCACCCAACAUCGACCCCAAAUACAUGAGCCGUGCUGCCGAUACUGACUUGCCUCUGUACAAGAACACGCACCUGGACAUCGAUGUGAGCAACAAGAGUGACCGCAUUGAAUGGGGUCACGCGCGCUACCAGGCCACCUUCAGACCAGACCAGGCCUACGAGAUGUGCAUACAGUGGGCCGUCGCCAGUGGAAAUAUCGUCGCUGAGCUAAUAUUAGGAUGGGCACGCAAAGCACAGAACUGUCGUUUGCAAAUGGUGCCUAUUCCUGCUGAUCCGUUGGCGCUGCCGUUUACAUUGAAAUCGGAUCCUCUGCGUGGACCGAUUUAUGUGCCGCUGAACGAAGAGCCAUUGUUAAGAGGGAAGAGCGCUCUAUUUGAAGGUUUCCCGGAGGAGACGUGGGAGGAGCGCCUGUUUCUCUUCCAGGAGGCGAUCGCGUGCAGGUUUGGGUUCACGAAGUGCGUGGAGAGCACAAUGCACAAGGGUGUAGGCGACCAGCUGUAUGUGCACGUCACCGGCAACAUGUUCGUGCUCAUACCUACCGCUGCUGCUGCAGAGCGCCGCGCGCACCACAAGCCGCCCAACAGGCUGCUCAAUGCCAACAGGUACCCGGUGCACACAGACGUGGCGGCCAGUCCGCACAAAGGCUACAUCUCGUGGCACGUUAACGAUAAAAAUAAGGAUGAAUUCGACAACAGCAGGCGGUUUCAGAUGGGUUUCCUAUGGUCGUGGAACCACAUGAUAUCUAAGAAAUGGAAGUGGCUGCAGCCGGCGACAGGUGAUGAGACAUUUCAGAUGCGAAUGUUGCGAGACUUCAAACACUUCUGUGCGAACCACGAGCAACGGUUGACGCAGUUCUGGGACCACUGCUGGGAUCUGCACGAAAAAGCUGCAGGAAUUAAAUCAUCUUGAUAAUAUUUCAUACGCUUUAAAUAUUGUUAUAUUUUUAUUAAAGGCUGUAUUAAAAUUA